AAAAAUAAAUCCCGGAAUCCCCGCCGAGCCCCGGCCGUGCCAGCGCAAGAUUCGGGAUCCGGGGCGGGCACGGGCGCUGCGGCUCGGGAGCCUCCCCCCCGCCGAUGCUGCCGGUGCCACGGCACAGCCCGCAGCAGCCUUUGCACAGGAGGAGAGCGGCAGCGCGGUCCCUCCAUCGCCAUGCCUCGGCCCACCACCCUCAUCCUCAUCCUGGCCGGGCUCUGCGCGUCCUCGCUGGGCCAGUACAACGAGGAGGAGGACCUGGCGUGGCUCCAGUACUACCUGCGGCAGUCCCGCGCCUCCUCCUACAACUACGUGCCCUACUACGAGGAGGAGAGCCCCGCGUACGCCUACUCCUACCCCAGCGCCACCGACACGGAGCCGGAGCCCGAGCCCGAGCCGCAGCAGGCGGCGCCCUGGCGGUGUCCCCAAGAGUGUGACUGUCCCCCCAACUUCUCGUCGGCCAUGUACUGCGACACGCGCAACCUGCGCUACCUGCCCUUCGUGCCGUCGCGGAUGAAGUACGUCUACUUCCAGAACAACCUGGUCACCUCCAUCCAGGAGGGCGCCUUCGACAACGCCACCGAGCUGGAGUGGCUGGCGCUGCACAACAACCAGAUCAGCAGCGACAAGAUGGGCAAGAAGGUUUUCGGGAAGCUGCAGAGGUUGGAGAGGCUCUACAUGAACAACAACAACCUGACCCGGCUGCCCAGCCCGCUGCCGCGCUCGCUGCGCGAGCUCCACCUCUCCUACAACCAGAUCUCCAAGGUGCCUCCCAACGCUCUGGAGGGGCUGGAGAACCUCACGGCGCUCUACCUCAGCCACAACUUCAUCUUCGAGAUGGGCGCGUCCCUCAAGGGGCUCAAGUCGCUGAUCCUGGCCGACCUGAGCUACAACAACCUCAGGAAGGUCCCCGAUGGGCUGCCGGCCUCGCUGGAGCAGCUCUACAUGGAGUACAACUACAUCAACGCCAUCCCCGACGAGUAUUUCCAGGUGUCUCCCAGGCUGCUCUACGUGAGGAUGUCCCACAACAGCCUGACCAACCAAGGGCUCUCCAGCAACACCUUCAACAGCAGCAGCAUCCUGGAGCUGGACCUCUCCUACAACCGGCUGCAGAAGAUCCCGCGGGUCAACACCAACCUGGAGAACCUCUACCUGCAGGGGAACCAGAUCGACGAGUUCUCCAUCAGCAGCUUCUGCUCCGUGGUGGACGUGGUGAACUACUCGCGGCUGCAGGUGCUGCGGCUGGACGGCAACGCCAUCAAACGCAACGCGGUGCCCCCGGACGCGCCGCUGUGCCUGCGCCGCGCCACCGUCAUCGAGAUCUGAGCCCCCCCAGGACUGGUGUCCCCCACAUGGGGAUUCCCUCGUUCCCGCUUCCCCGCCCGACUCGCAGCGCCGUCGCCGGUUUUUCCGGAAUUGUCCCUUUUUGCACUCAGAUCCCGGCUCUGAUCCCGCCAUAGGCGUCCCAUGAAGGGGACAUGGGCGGCUCUUGUCCCAGGGUGGGGUGGGACAUGGCAGGGGUGGGGAUCAUCCUGCUUUGGACAGGGGGAAAUCCCAAACUCGAUCCCAAAUUCGGGUCUGAACCCCCCUGGGAGGAGUUUCCUUCCAUGGGGAUCAGACCCUUUUUCUGGGGGGAAAUCCCAAUCCCAAAUCCAGGUCUGAACUCCCUAAAAGGAGCAUCCCUCCAUGGGGAUCAGACCCUUCUUUCAUGGGGAAAUCUCAAACUCGAUCCCAAAUUUGGGUCUGAACUGCCUGGGAGGAGUUUCCUUCCACGGGGAUCAAACCCUUUUUCCAUGGGGAAAUCUUUCCAUGGGGAUCAGACCCAGAAGGAACAUCCUUCCAGGAGGAUCAGACCCUUUUUCCAUGGGGAAAUCUCAAUCCUGACCCCAAAUUCGGGUCUGAAUUCCCUGGGAGGAGCUUCCUUACAGGAGGUUCAGAUCCUCUUUCCAUGGGGAAAUCCCAAUCCCAAAUCCUGGUCUGAACCCCCUUAAAGGAGCUUCCUUACAGGGGGUUCAGACCCUUUUUCCAUAGGGAAACCCCAAUCCCAAUCCCAAAUCCAGGUCGGAUUUGGGAGGAGCAUCCUUCCAGGAGGAUCAGACCCUUGGUUCCAUGGGGAAAUCCCGUGGGGAAAUCCCGUGGGGAUCAGACCCUUUUUCCAUGGGGAAAUCCCAAUCCCAAAUCUGGAUCUGAACCCCCUAAAAGGAGCAUCCUUCCAUGGGGAUCAGACCGGUUUUUUAUGAGGAAAUCCCAAUCCCAAAUCUGGAUCUGAACCCACUGAAAGGAGCUGCUUUACAGGGGGAUCAGACCCUUCUUCCAUGGGGAAAUCCCAUGGGGAUCAGACCCUUUUUCCAUGGGGAAAUCCCAAUCCCAAAUCCGGAUCUGAACCCCCUGGAAGGAGCAUCUUUCCCUGGGGAUCAGACACUUUUUCCAUGGGGAAAUCCUUCCAGGGGAAUCAGACCCUUUUUCCACGGGGAAAUCCCAAUCCCAAUCCCAAAUCUGAAUCUGAACCCCCUAAAAGGAGCAUCCUUCCAUGGGGAUCAAACCCUUGUUCCAUGAGGAAAUCCCAUGGGGAAAUCCCUUGGGGAUCAGACCCUUUUUCCAUGGGGAAAUCCCAAUCCCAAAUCCAGGUCUGAACCCCCUGAAAGGAGCAUCCAUCCAUGGGGAUCAAACCCUUUUUCCAUGUGGAAAUCCCAUGGGGAUCAGACCCUUUAUCCAUGUGGAAAUCCCAUGGGGAUCAGACCCUUUUUCCAUGGGGAAAUCCCAAUCCCAAAUUCGGGUCUGAACCCCCUGGGAGGAGCAUCCUUCCAUGGGGAUCAGACCCUUUUUGCAGGGGGGAAUCCCA
Molecule: messenger RNA, 2845 nt
Organism: Melospiza georgiana
Lineage: Eukaryota; Metazoa; Chordata; Aves; Passeriformes; Passerellidae
Gene: FMOD
Product: fibromodulin
Exons: 3
Coding region: 181-1329 (382 amino acids)
Molecular function (GO): protein binding
Source: RefSeq, a predicted model, not a curated record